AUGGGGCUAACGGAACCAAGAGACGACAUCCCAUGCCUUGUGGAACUCAAGGAGACCGCAGACGACAGUAUGUGGGUGACGGCGACCUUUCUCGCUCUUGUGUCGAUGGCUACAGCUUGCCUGCUCAUGUACUACAAUGGAGACGUGCCGUUUGUGGCGCUGAAAGACCUUGACUUUGUCGAGCAUGUCUGUGUCCGAAACUUCCAGAAUUUCGUGGACCGUGGUUCGUGUGAAAAUUCUUUCAGGUUUGAAACAAUGGCUUCAGCUCUAAGCUACGUGACGUUUGCAUUGGCAAAGCACCCGAAAAUUCAGGAGAAAGUCAGGAAGGAAGCUGCCGACGCUAUCUCAGCUUCGUAUCAUCUUCACAUGGAACCGCGUUUCUGGCCCAAUCCUGAAGAAUUUAAUCCCGGCAGAUUCUCUCCGGAGAACUCGUCUGCGCAGAAAAAGUGCGCGCACGUGCCCUUCGGAAUCGGACCACGCAACUGCGUCGGCAGGAGGAUGGCGCUCCUCCAGCUCAAGUACGCCGUUGCCAGGCUUGUGCUGAAGUAUCGAUUCGAGCUGGGCGCUUCGCAAGAGGUGAGUAGCCCGAUUCAAGUACUCGUGAGGAGUAGAAUUGCUUCCGCUCUAAUUACGUUGAUUGCACUGCACUGGGAAAGAAUGGAUAAAUUCUGUUGUCCCUGUCUUGAGGCCCUUAUUUAGGGCCUCCAAAUAUUAAAAAAAGAAUCGUCAACAUUCCGAAAA
This is a messenger RNA of Dermacentor andersoni, 741 nucleotides long. The record is from RefSeq and is a predicted model, not a curated record. NCBI's taxonomy places the organism in Eukaryota, Metazoa, Arthropoda, Arachnida, Ixodida, Ixodidae.